Messenger RNA from Alternaria postmessia, 705 nucleotides. RefSeq lists its product as uncharacterized. The record is from RefSeq and is a predicted model, not a curated record. Bases 1 to 705 code for a protein of 234 amino acids. NCBI's taxonomy places the organism in Eukaryota, Fungi, Ascomycota, Dothideomycetes, Pleosporales, Pleosporaceae. The transcript is spliced from 3 exons.
AUGGCGCCCCGCAAGACCACCGCUGGCGACAAGAUCCCGAAAGCAAAGAAAGCAUCCAUUAUCAAAAAGAGCGAAGACAAGGUUAUCAAGCGGCCCGCCCGCGGAUAUCACAAAUUUCGGAAUGGUCUGCUGAAUGUCGCGCCCAAAGGUGAUGAGAAGGAACUCACCAAGCAGAAUCGUACCUCUCCACUUCUACGACUACCGCCUGAGAUUCGCAAUAUCAUCUGGAAACUUGUGUUAGGCGGAAAUGUAUAUCGCACGUGGUUGUGUGGCCGCCUUGAGUCUCCAUCGCCAGAGCCGAAGAACGUCAUGGCGCUUCUGCGCACCUGUCGCCAGGUGUAUGCAGAAGCUGCACUCAUGCCGCUCACGCUUACCAUAUUCACGACCGAUUAUAUUCCGUACGCAGCAAGGGAUCUGAGGAAGCUGAAGCCACAACAACGCAGAUUGAUCACGUUCUUUCAGAUGGUUAUUUCUCAUCCCAACAGCAUAAGUUAUCACUACCUGAAAUACGGCUUGAACCUUGCAAAAUUACUCCCUUGCCUCCAAGAUCUGCAUAUUCGAGUGUUCGAGGUCUUAGAUACAUCAACUCAAAAGGUCAACGAGGAGCGGAUACGUAAGCAUCUCGAGCCAGGUCUUCAUGAAAAGCCGAUCACUAUAAAGAUUGAACAGACCGAUAAGAAGUGGAUCAACGUCAAUGAUGCAUAA